Messenger RNA from Clonostachys rhizophaga, 1710 nucleotides. Lineage: Eukaryota; Fungi; Ascomycota; Sordariomycetes; Hypocreales; Bionectriaceae. The record is from the annotation of a GenBank genome assembly.
AUGGAGCCUGGAGGCGAGGCAGGUUCCGGCGAGGACCGCCGCGCGCUGCAGGUCGACAAUGCUAUUCGCGCGAUCAAGGAGAAGAAGCCUCUUCCCGAGAUCGACUUUACUAUCCAUACCAUGGAGGAUGGCACUCAGGUGAAUACUAUGGAGCGUGUCUGCAAAGAUGUCCAAGCCCCAGCUACUUCCGUCCCGACCGAUGAACAAUUUUUCGAAGACGAGACUCGAACCAAGCCAAACAUCACUUUCCUCAAGCAACACUUUUAUCGAGAAGGCCGUUUGACGGAGGAACAAGCCCUAUGGAUCAUUCAAAAGGGUACCGAGGUUCUACGAAGCGAGCCCAACCUUUUAGAAAUGGAUGCUCCCAUUACUGUUUGUGGUGAUGUCCACGGCCAGUACUACGAUUUGAUGAAGCUGUUUGAAGUUGGCGGCGACCCUGCCGAGACUCGAUACCUUUUCCUCGGCGACUAUGUGGACAGAGGCUACUUCAGUCUUGAAUGUGUUCUCUACCUUUGGUCUCUCAAAAUUCACUACCCUAAGACGCUGUGGCUUCUACGAGGAAACCACGAGUGCCGCCAUUUGACCGACUACUUCACCUUCAAACUCGAAUGCAAGCACAAGUACUCGGAAAACAUAUACGACGCGUGCAUUGAGUCCUUCUGCUCCCUUCCCCUUGCCGCUGUUAUGAACAAGCAAUUCCUCUGUAUUCAUGGCGGUCUCAGCCCUGAGCUUCAUACCCUUGAUGACAUUCGCAACAUUGAUCGUUUCCGAGAGCCCCCAACUUCAGGUCUCAUGUGCGAUAUCCUUUGGGCUGAUCCUCUUGAAGACUUUGGUCAAGAGAAGACAAGUGAAUACUUCCUGCACAACCAUGUCCGAGGAUGCUCGUACUUCUUUUCCUACCCCGCAGCCUGCGCCUUUCUGGAGAAGAAUAACCUCCUCUCUGUCAUUCGAGCUCAUGAAGCCCAGGAUGCUGGUUACAGAAUGUAUCGCAAAACACGCACAACCGGUUUCCCUAGUGUUAUGACCAUCUUCUCUGCUCCCAAUUACUUGGACGUUUACAACAACAAGGCUGCUGUUCUCAAAUACGAGAAUAACGUCAUGAACAUUCGCCAGUUCAAUUGCACACCCCAUCCUUACUGGCUGCCGAACUUCAUGGAUGUAUUCACCUGGUCCCUGCCAUUCGUGGGAGAGAAGAUCACUGACAUGCUUCUUGCGAUUUUGGGCACUUGCUCAGAGGAGGAGCUCAAAGAAGAAACUCCAUCAUCCGUCUCACCUGGAUCUCUUGCUUCUCCCACUGGCACGGGUGAUAUUGAUGACCCUCAAUCCAUCGAAUAUAAGCGACGAGCAAUCAAGAACAAAGUUCUCGCCAUUGGCCGCAUGUCAAGGGUCUUCCAAGUUUUGCGCGAAGAAUCUGAGAAGGUCACCGAGCUUAAGACCGUCUCUGGUGGGCGCCUUCCUGCUGGCACUCUGAUGCUUGGGGGUGAAGGUAUCAAGGAAGCUAUUAAGAGUUUCGAGGAUGCCAGGAAGGUGGAUCUGCAGAACGAACGCCUACCUCCAUCUCACGAAGAGGUAGCCAAGGUUCAGGAGGAAGAAAGAGCGCAGGCGCUCCAAAAGGCUGCUCAUGAGGCAGAGAACGAUAAGAAUUUGCAGCAGCUUUCCCGAAGACUGAGCACUAGGGAUCGUAAGAGCCGGCAACCUUCUGCCUCAUAG